UCCUUCUUCUUCUUCUUCUUCUUUGUCCCUUGUCUCUGUACUUCAUUUUCUGAGAGAGGAACAAACAUUAAUGGCGGUCAAAGGCAAAAACUAUGGCUUCCUCAUCUGCAUAUUUGUGAUGAUCAUUGAUGUUGUUGCUGGCAUUCUUGGAAUUCAAGCUGAAAUUGCUCAGAGCAAGAUGAAGCAUGUGAAGAUGUGGAUAGUAGAGUGUAGAGAUCCGAGUUUCAAAGCUUUCGAGUUAGGAUUGGCUGCAACGAUUCUAUUGGCUGUUGCUCAUUUGAUUGCUAACUUGUUGGGAGGCUGCGUUUGUGUUUGGAACAAGCAACAAUACUUAAGAGCCUCUGCCAACAAGCAGCUUGGAAUGGCUUUCCUCAUUUUCUCAUGGGUAACAUUGGGAGUGGCAUUCUCAAUGUUGGUAAUGGGGACAUUAGCAAAUACAAAGACAAGGUCAAGAGCACAAUGUGGCAUUUCAACUCAUCGUUUUCUGUCCAUUGGAGGCAUCUUAUGUUUCAUCCAUGGCCUCUUCACUGUUUCCUACUAUGUCUCUGCUGCUGCUGCUGCUAGAGAAGACCAGAGAUCAACACCACGACCAAACCCAUAAAUAUAUACUCUCUCUUAUCCUACUUAUAAGGUAAAGUUAAUUAACUUGAUCAUGAUUUUUAAAGAAUGAUCGUUAAUAUUUUUAAACAUGUAAAAAAUUUAGGAAAUUACACUUAAGUCUUACAAAAAAUAAUUUAUUAUUAGAGAGUUUUAUAAAAUUUACAAAAUACUUUUAAAUCUCAAAUCUUGCACAUUAACAACUUGAAUAAGAACAUUUACAAUUGGGCAACAAGCACAUGCAACUUGCAAAACAAAAAAAUGACAACUUAUAAUAGAAAAUUAUAAGUGUCCAUUAAUCAAUUGUAAGGGCCCGUUAUCUAAGUUAUAAUUGUGUAGGAUUUAAAAUUUAAAAAGUAUUUUAUAAAUUUUAUUAGAGUUUUUGGUAAUAAAUUCUGUAAAACUUAGAUGUAAUUUUUUCAAAAAAUUAAAAUGUUUGACUUUUUACUUUUGUCAUUUGCUACAAUUAGUAAUUACAAUAAAAUUUAUCUAAGAAUUACAACUUUGUGCAAUUAAUGUGCGACAAUAUUGCCACACACCCAAAAAAAAAAAGUUAAUUGCUAUCCUAUAUUGAGGAUUAAAUAUAGUUUUGAAACUUUACCUUAUAAUUAAGAUAGGAGUGAAUCUGUGUGUAACUUAAAUUAUUUUUUACGAAGGCCUUGUAGAGUAUGUGUUCUGCUUCAAAAUUCAUGAUUUGUCCAUUGUAAAAUUAAUUCACAUUAUCAUCGUCGGAAAUAUUGUCUAAUUUUUUUCUUAAUUCUCCGUUCUACCGCCUGAGGAGGCAAGAAUUUUUAGACGAAUAAAAAGAUAAUUUGAUAGAUAUAGUUUACCAUUUUUACUGUUAUAAACUGAUUAUAUGCUAACUAUAGACAUAUCUGAACCAUCAUCAAGGUUUAGCCCAUGUAAUAAGAAUGGAGUAUUCCUUUCUGGAUUCAAAUAUUCAUGUA
Molecule: messenger RNA, 1544 nt
Organism: Prosopis cineraria
Lineage: Eukaryota; Viridiplantae; Streptophyta; Magnoliopsida; Fabales; Fabaceae
Product: protein DESIGUAL 2-like
Exons: 3
Coding region: 71-601 (176 amino acids)
Source: RefSeq, a predicted model, not a curated record